UCAGCUGACUCUCUCACAUGAUCAGUAGAAGCUGUCAGUAGAAGAAGCUGAAUUAUUUUCUCCGUUAAAUCUUAAUAUUUGGACGUCUCGUGAUGGCCGGCCGCGGGAAACUGAUCGCCGUUAUCGGUGAUGAGGACACGUGCACCGGCUUCCUGCUCGGUGGGAUCGGUGAACUCAACAAGAACCGAAAACCGAAUUUCUUGGUGGUGGAGAAGGACACAAGCAUCACGGAGAUCGAGGAGACCUUCAAGAGCUUCCUGGCUCGUAAUGACAUCGGCAUCAUCCUGAUCAACCAGUUCAUCGCAGAGAUGAUCCGUCACGCCAUCGACGCCCACAUGCAGUCGAUCCCAGCCGUGCUGGAGAUCCCAUCCAAAGAGCAUCCGUACGACGCGUCCAAGGACUCGAUUCUGCGCCGCGCCAAGGGCAUGUUCUCUGCCGACGACUUCCGAUAAACACAGACUGUCCAAACACACAAUCAUCAGAGUUUACACAGCGUGACGAAUAGAAACGUCCCUGACAUGCGGUGGAUUCUCUGUCAUUCCUCCUCUCGUCGUUUCUCUUUUUAUUUUAUUCCUUUUUUAAUUUUCAGGAAGUGGACAAUGUUUUCCUGUGACUGAGUCUCUGUGGUUUUUCCUUCCUCUGCUGGAAACAUGAUGUGUGAUGGAAACAGUGACGUGUUGUCAUUUGUCAGUUUGUGUAAAUGUGUUAACUUAUAAAAUAUUAAAUAAAUGUUGAAGAAAAUAAACAAAGCUGUUGAUUGAA
Molecule: messenger RNA, 762 nt
Organism: Lates calcarifer (barramundi perch)
Lineage: Eukaryota; Metazoa; Chordata; Actinopteri; Centropomidae
Gene: atp6v1f
Product: ATPase H+ transporting V1 subunit F
Exons: 2
Coding region: 93-452 (119 amino acids)
Biological process (GO): proton transmembrane transport
Cellular component (GO): proton-transporting V-type ATPase, V1 domain; membrane
Molecular function (GO): proton-transporting ATPase activity, rotational mechanism
Source: RefSeq, a predicted model, not a curated record